Glycine soja is the source of this 1526-nucleotide messenger RNA. RefSeq lists its product as uncharacterized. The transcript is spliced from 3 exons. NCBI's taxonomy places the organism in Eukaryota, Viridiplantae, Streptophyta, Magnoliopsida, Fabales, Fabaceae. The record is from RefSeq and is a predicted model, not a curated record. The coding region runs from base 201 to 1289 and encodes 362 amino acids.
UGUUACUCGUAGAAUUUGUAUCCUAUCUAUCUGUGUGGUACCAGAGCCUCAGAACUCAAAAACUGCCAAAGCUUCCUUACAUGGCUGCUCUAAAAUAUAUGCACUGUCUAUCCUCGUUUUAACUGCAACGUCUUCUACACUCCUUACUUAGUACUUACCAAUCCAUAACAAUUUCAUACCCUUCAGCAUAGUCACCUGAAAUGGCUUCAGCAACACCCAAACCACAAAAAAGACUAGCAGAAUUUCUCGAUGAGGAGCAAGAACCUUUCCUCCUAGGGGUUUACCUUUCAGAAAGUGAGUAUUCAAAAGGGUGGAGUUUGGAUGGAGAUUCAAGCAACACAGAGAAAUCAACCAAAUCUGGCUUAAACAAAAGGAAAAAGGGUCAACUCCCAUUUUGCCAAGUUCUAAAAGCUAUAUAUAACAAGCUUGGUUUCCACAAUGAAAGCAAAAAUAGUCUAACCAAAUUUCAUGACCAAAGAACCAAACAUGAAGAAGGUGCUCCUGAACCUAGCCAGGUCAAUGAUAUUGUUCAGUUUUCAUCAGAUAGAUUCUCUACUAUGUUCAAUUCAUGCCAAGAUAUUGAUGAAGAGGUUCCCUCCAUAUUAUCACAUAAAGACCAGCACUUGUUUUAUUCUCACACUUUAUGCAACAUGGGACCCCAGAGAAGGAAGCGGCGGAGAUUCAUAGAAGGUGGCCAUGAAUUACUGAGGAAGAUUCCUGUACGAAGAGCUCCAAAUGUGAGUGAGGAAGUUAGGAGAAUGCAACAGAGAAUACGAAGUGGUGGUGUUAUUCUACCAAAGAAAAUCAGAGAGGACUCACUGUUAUCAGCAGCAAUCUGGAGUAGUUUACUUGAUCAGUCAAUAAAUAAAGGGAAUUGUUGUACUAGGGAGUUGGGAGUGCUUUUUCCUGGGACUAGUGAUGUUUCCCAGAUAUUGAAAUCCAAAAGGGUGUUGCAUAGGAUAAAGAAGAUGCUGUUUGAUUGUGUGAAAGAUAUUGCCAUAACCCUUCCAACACAAGACGACAGAAAGAAAGGUAACAGAAAAUUCAUGGGGCCUCUACAGAUUGGAAAGGUCCUUCCUCAGAGAACAAAAAAAUGGGGCCAACAAGUUGGCUAUGGAGAAAACCUCACCUACUUACUCACUUUGGAUUACUUGAACUCAAUCAUGGAAUGGAGAAGGUUCGAACCGCACGUGAAGGGCAUCAGCGUUGAGAUCACUGAUGCAAUUUUGGAUAGCAUCCACAAUGAGAUUGUGUUAGAAAUGAUAGGAACUUUCACACGAAAUAGAUAAAAUUCAUCUUAAUGUCUUGCAAGUUGCAACCUUACUCAAUUUGAAUCCUGAAAGAUCCAAAGCCCCUCAUUUUGAAUUUGGAUUUUAUUUAUAGCUUGGCUAUUUUCUAUUUAUUUAUUUUUAGUUGGAUUAGUAACAUCAUUAUGCAUAAGCUCAAGGCCACCUUUAUAGCUGAAAAGUCUUUCAACCUCUUUUCACGGCAAUAGAUGAAUAAUGAUCCUUUCUCUCUCAAUUAUC